Hyaloperonospora brassicae is the source of this 1680-nucleotide messenger RNA. The record is from the annotation of a GenBank genome assembly. Lineage: Eukaryota; Oomycota; Peronosporomycetes; Peronosporales; Peronosporaceae.
AUGAAGUGGCCACUGGUGCUCGCGUUUGCUUGGACGACGGCCUGGGGGGGGACAACGGGGUACGACUUUUCGAGUCAAAUGAGUCCGUCGGCGCUCCCGCCGGACACGGCCGACAACCCCUCGACGAACGAGGAGAACCACAUCUACGGCGGCUCGGACGCGAAGAUCCAGGACUACCCGUUCAUUGCGAGCAUCCGGUUCAAAGAGAAAGACAGGACUCACUGCGGCGGGUCGCUGAUCGCCCCGCAGUACGUUUUGACGGCCGGUCACUGCGUGAAGAAGAAGGGGGGCACGGUCGUUGUCCACCUCGGGACAGCACGUGGCACGGGGUCGACCGACGGUCAAGAAACGAUUGAAGUCGACCAAGAGUUCCAGCACCCGUUGUACGUGGAAAAGGCCCAUUUGUACGAUGUCGGGCUGCUGAAGCUCAAGAAGCCGUCAAAGCAGCCGACGGUGAAAAUGUGUGCGGCCGACGGAGCAGACAAUGAGGUUGGCACAGAGGCGACGGCUUUUGGAUGGGGCAAGGUCGAGAACGGGUCGCUGGCCGCGACGCUCCAGCAAGUGAACGUCGCCGUCAUUUCCAAUGCCGAGUGCAACAAGAUGUACAACAACCGCAUCGUCGAGGGGAUGAUGUGUGCAGGCAAAGGGGGCGGCAAGGACUCGUGCAAUGGCGACUCGGGAGGGCCGUUGGUCACUAACGACAAGACGUUGAUUGGAUUCGUGAGCUGGGGGGGCAAGUGCGGGGUCAACGCGGGUGUGUACACGCGCUUGACGUCCGUGAUGGGCUUCAUCAACGAUGUUCUCAGUGGCAAACAGACCGACAACUCGAAGGAUAAGAACUCGUCGCCUCGUUCAUUGGAGGAGCCGACAUCGCCCGACUCGAGCACUACUUCAUCAGGCUGCAGGGUCCGCCGCGGUCGUCGACGCCUGACCGAAAGCAAAGAAAAAGUCGAGAAAAAUAUCGAGGCUGCCCGAGUAGCUGAAAAAGCGGCCGAGAAGAGGGAGGCUGCAGCUGAAGCUGCGCUGGAGGAAGGGCUAGAAGAAAGCGAUGAAGAAGAAGUGCAGAAAGCCAGGCAAGCCAAGGCUGUCGCGAAGAGAGACGAAAGAAAGGCGAAAGAAAAGAUUGCGGCAAGCAAGGAGUAUGAAGAAGAGCUGGUAGAAGAGGAGGUGGAAGAAGAACUUGAAAAGCUGGUGGAGGAUGACGAAGACGAAAAGGACGACAAGGCCACGAAGAAGUCCAGUGUGUCGUCCAAGAAGACUGCAUCUGACGAGAGCGAUGAUGACGAAGAGGUCGAUGCGGUCUCGGCAAAGAAGCUGAAGAAGCCAUUGCCAAAGGCCAAGUCUGAAGAGCAAGAAGAAGAGGAGGAAGAAGACGAAGCGGAGGAGGAAGAAGAGGCUGUAGCUCCAAAGACGACAAAGAAGGCAGCAAAGAAGCUCAAGAGUGAAGAGGAAGAGGACGAAGAGGACGAAGAGGAGGAGGAGGAAGAGGCCGAAGCUCUAAAGUCGACAAAGAAGGCAGCAAAGAAGGACAAGUGGGCAGAGAAAGAGGACGAAGAAGGCGAAGAGGGCGAGGACGAAGAGACCGUAGCUCCGAAAAAGAAGGCAGCCAAGUCUGAGACAAAGGAGAAGACCAAGAGCGGCGAAGACAGUGAAGACGAUGACGCCGAUUUUGUCGAAUAA